AGGCCAAAAUCCUGAGCAUGAUGGAGGGCAACCAGCAGCUGGCCCUGCGCAUCGACGGAGCCCUCCAGGCGGCAGGCCAGGAGGUGAGCACGCUGCGCGCCGAGCUGACAGCCACCAGCCGCAGACUGGCCGAGCUGGGCGCCUGCUCCGGCAGCCCCACCGCCGCCGAGACGGCCGCCGCCAUGGAGAACCACCAGCACAGCCUGCAAGUGCUUCUCCGAGAAGAGGUGUCCCAGCUGCAGGAGGAGGUUCACUUGCUCCGGCAAAUGAAGGAAAUGCUAACGAAAGACCUGGAGGAGACGCACGGCAGCAAAUCGACCGAGAUCCUCUCCGCCACCGAGCUCAAAGUCCAGCUGGCGCAGAAGGAACAGGAGCUAGCAAGAGCCAAAGAAGCCCUUCAAGCCAUGAAAGCCGACCGAAAGCGUUUGAAGGCAGAGAAGACGGACCUAGUGAGCCAGAUGCAACAGCUCUACGCUACCCUGGAAAGCCGGGAGGAGCAGCUACGAGACUUCAUCCGGAACUACGAGCAACACAGAAAAGAGAGCGAAGACGCAGUCAAAGCACUUGCGAAAGAAAAGGAUUUGCUGGAACGGGAGAAGUGGGAGUUGCGGCGGCAAGCCAAAGAGGCCACGGACCACGCGAGCGCCCUCCGGUCGCAGCUGGACCUGAAAGACAACAGAAUGAAGGAACUGGAGGCAGAGCUAGCCAUGGCAAAGCAGUCCUUAGCAACACUGACAAAGGACGUCCCCAAGCGGCAUUCCUUAGCCAUGCCCGGCGAGACGGUGCUAAACGGAAAUCAGGAAUGGGUGAUGCAGGCCGACCUGCCGCUGACGGCCGCCAUCCGACAGAGCCAGCAAACGCUCUACCACUCGCACCCCCAGCACACGGUAGACCGGCAAGCCGUCCGAGUGAGCCCGUGCCAUUCCCGGCAACCUUCCAUCAUCUCCGACGCGUCGGCGGCAGAAGGCGACCGGUCCUCCACGCCGAGCGACAUCAACUCGCCACGGCACCGAACGCAUUCGCUCUGCAAUGGAGAUAGUCCUGGACCGGUACAGAAAAACUUGCACAACCCAAUUGUCCAGUCUCUAGAGGACCUCGAAGACCAAAAAAGGAAAAAGAAGAAAGAGAAAAUGGGAUUCGGAUCCAUCUCUCGGGUGUUUGCCAGAGGGAAGCAGCGGAAAUCCCUCGACCCCGGCCUUUUUGAUGGUACUGCCCCCGAUUACUACAUAGAGGAGGAUGCGGACUGGUGACCGCCUGCCCCGCCCUCUCCCGCUUCUGGUGCGUGUGCGUGUGUGGGAGUGUCUGUGUGCGCAAGCAAACACCGCCAGCUGAACCCGGCGGAUUGCGAGUCCGUUGCCUCUUCUGCGUUGCCUCUUCUGUAACCGCUGUACAUAACCCCCAACGAUUCUACGUGUGAACCCCAUUAACUGUUGUCUAUGGAGCGAUGCCAGUCGUGUUGGUGUAGCCUUCCUUGGUUCUGUUUUGAGGAGGGGGAGGUUCCCUUCCUGGUUUUCCUGGUUUUUCUCCCCCUCCCCUUCCCUUUUUUUUGUGCAUUUUCCUCCUCCUUUUUACGAAACUUGAAAACUUGAAGGACUGCUGUGUAUUUGUAAAUAACUGACAACGACGACAAAAAAAGAAAUUUUGUGCACUGUGUGCUUGUAAAUGUCUCUUGUCCCAAACGCUGUUCUUCUGGCACCCAGUCCCAAGGUGCCGCCUGAAUCUUGUCUGUUUGCAAAGAUGGCUGCCAGGAGAGGGAAGCGUACAUCCUGUUCACAGGGCAUACCCACUUUAUCAAGAAGGGCAGCCCAACUUAGGGUGAGUUUGGACCAGAAAUGGGCAACUAGAAGUCUGUUUGAAGCAAACUUUUUUAGGCUAUUUGCAUACAAAUCAAGGUAUGGGGAAAGAAAAUGACCGUAAUUUUGCUCAAUUGGGGGGGAAAGUGUGUUGACAUUGUAAAAGAAAAUUCACACUUUGAACGUACCCUUUAUAUUUUUCUGCGCAAAGGCCUGGUUACAUUGGCAUGCAAGUGCUCUUCAAUAGUGAAGCCAGAGGGUGCCAGCCGCGCUAUAGAAUCUGGCUAGUGUAAUGUAAAGGCAAAGAGAAUGUAUGGAAGGCUGCCUGUUCAGAUCUCACCUCUGCCACGUCCUCAAGAGAUGCCCUUAGGGCAAGCCCUCCUAAUUCCUCAUCUACAGGAGGGGAAUCAUAAGACUGGCCUUCCUUAUAGUGCCGUUGUAACAAUUACUGUGAUCAUAUAUGUGAAUAGCUUUGGACACUGAAAUCACUAAACAAAUAUCAGAAGUUAUUAUCCACCGGGGAGUAAAUUGAUGCGGCCAAAUGCAUUCCUGGCCUCAGUGCCACUAUCUGGAGAUUGCAAUGGCGGGAAGGGAGAAAGUAGAAGUUGUCCAUCCUUGGUUUGCAUAUGUUGAGCAAAAUCUCGCUGCGAGGUGACGGGUCCCUCUAUUCGGUAUAUUGCUCUUUCUUAGAAAUGUGCCCCCCUUUCGGUGAAAGACAGACAGAACAGACAGACAGCUCCUUCCUGCUCUCCCCCGCAACAUGAAAACUACCCUCUAGGGUCAUAGACCCAGAGGAGUUAGCCGUGUUAGUCUGUAGUUGCAAAAAUGGCAGAGA
Molecule: messenger RNA, 2628 nt
Organism: Eublepharis macularius
Lineage: Eukaryota; Metazoa; Chordata; Lepidosauria; Squamata; Eublepharidae
Gene: KAZN
Product: kazrin, periplakin interacting protein
Exons: 8
Coding region: 18-1250 (410 amino acids)
Source: RefSeq, a predicted model, not a curated record